Messenger RNA from Beta vulgaris subsp. vulgaris (sugar beet), 2067 nucleotides. RefSeq names its product serine/threonine-protein phosphatase PP1 isozyme 2. NCBI's taxonomy places the organism in Eukaryota, Viridiplantae, Streptophyta, Magnoliopsida, Caryophyllales, Amaranthaceae. The transcript is spliced from 4 exons. Gene Ontology annotation, cellular component: cytoplasm; nucleus. Gene Ontology annotation, molecular function: protein serine/threonine phosphatase activity. The record is from RefSeq and is a predicted model, not a curated record. The coding region runs from base 483 to 1460 and encodes 325 amino acids.
UUUGAUAGUUUAGUUUUAGUUGCUAUGCAGUGCAAAAUCAUCUCUCUUUACAUUCCAUGAAAACACAAAACACCCUUUCUCUCUCACAAUCAGGCAUCAUUUCAUUCUCUUUCCGCGUCUUUUCACAGUUCACACCUUCUCCUUUGCGAAUAAUAAUCUCCCUCUAAAUAAAUUAAAUAAAGCAACAAGAAUUCAUUCCCUCCUUUUUCCUCUGCAAUUCUUCCAUCUUUAUCUUUAAUGGCCAAAAACAACAACAACAACAACAACAACUACAACUACAACUACAACCUUCUCUUCUCUCAUUCUCUUUUUCUCCCUCCUUAUAAACUUUAAACUAAUACCCUCUAUUUCCCCCUUUUUUCCCAAACAAACCCUUAUAUAAAUUUUCUAUCUUUCUUCUUCUUUUGUUUUCCCACCAUUCUUUUCUGCAACUCAUUGUGAAAAAGAUUCUUUUUUUUGUUUGUUUUGUUUUAGAAAUUGUUAUGGAUUCAGGUGUUCUUGAUAGCAUAAUUAGUAGGUUGCUUGAUGUUAAGGGAAAACCAGGAAAACAAGUUCAACUUUCUGAGCCUGAGAUUCGUCAACUUUGCCUUGUUUCUAGAGGUGUUUUCUUGCACCAACCUAAUCUUUUGGAAAUUGAAGCUCCUGUAAAGAUUUGUGGAGACAUUCAUGGACAGUAUUCUGAUCUUCUGAGGCUGUUUGAAUAUGGCGGAUUACCUCCAAAAUCUAAUUACUUGUUCCUGGGUGAUUAUGUUGAUCGUGGGAAGCAGAGUCUGGAAACAAUAUGUCUUCUUCUUGCAUAUAAAAUAAAAUACCCUGAAAACUUUUUUCUUUUAAGGGGCAACCAUGAAUGUGCCUCUGUAAAUCGUAUAUAUGGAUUUUAUGACGAAUGUAAGCGAAGGUUUAAUGUCAGACUCUGGAAAGUCUUUACAGAUUGUUUUAACUGCAUUCCUGUAGCAGCUCUUAUUGAUGAGAGGAUACUUUGCAUGCAUGGGGGACUUUCUCCAGACUUGCAUAGACUAGACCAAAUACGUAAUCUACAUCGUCCAACUGAUGUUCCUGAAAGUGGUUUGUUAUGUGAUCUCCUUUGGUCGGAUCCUAGUAACGAGAUCCAAGGCUGGGGAAUGAAUGACAGAGGGGUUUCCUAUACCUUUGGUCCUGAUAAAGUCACGGAGGCUCUUCAAAAGCUGGACCUUGAUCUUAUAUGUCGUGCACACCAGGUUGUUGAGGAUGGAUAUGAGUUCUUCGCUAAUAGGCAGCUUGUAACUAUAUUUUCGGCGCCUAAUUACUGUGGAGAGUUUGACAAUGCUGGAGCUAUGAUGAGUGUGGAUGAAACUUUAAUGUGUUCCUUCCAAAUACUCAAGCCUGCAGAAAAGAGGCCAAAAUUCGGCUUUGGGAGUACAACCAAUGCCAAAAUAGGGACUCCCACUAAGGUCAAGUCUUUCCUUGGAGGAAGAAUAUGAAGAAAAUGACCCUCAUGACAGAGUCAAUGGUUGGAAGUUUCCCAUUAAGGGAAGAAGAUAUAAAUAUUCCAUGGUGUUACAUGCAGGUGCAGAAGUUGAGCUUUCGACCUUCUCGUUAACGAACUUCGUCAAAGUAAAACCGUGCGCCUGCAAUGAGAUAUUUUCUUGGGAGGGACAGGAUGAUGAUGAAUUUAUGUAUAAUAGUAGUACAAUACGACCUGGAAUCUAAAGCCAAUCAUUUACAUCAUAUUUUGAUAGUUUUAUAUUGUCACCUUGGACCGCGACGUUUUGUUAAUUAAGUUCAAGCCUUGUUCUUCUGCUGCUGAACGUGUUUAGCACCAAAAUUUCAGUUGAGACCAAGUUUAAGCUUUGCUGUUGCCUGUUGGUGCUUUCGCUGAUGGUCCUGGUGUUAUACCAGGCGAAGAUCUAGUUAUUUGUUUAUUUUGAGGGGUCCUUUUCAUGUUUCUGGAAGAUGUUGGCAUGGAAUUAAGUUCAACGCCAGCUUUGUUUAAUCCUGUAAUAAUAGCUAACGGUUCACCUUCUAUUUAUGGACAUCCACUAUGUAUGUACUCUAGCGUGUAUGUACCAUCGAAACUGUUUAGAGGCU